AUGCAGCUUCGACGAUUUUUGCUCCUAGGUAUGCUCCUCGGAGCCGAGGCCACUCAACUCGUUGCCCGUCAAAAUUCCAACUCCGACUCUGCCGCCGCUGCCUCAAGCAAUUCCUCUCCCGCCAGCACUGCUGCAGCCGAUACCACGAGCAACAACUCUGCUGCCACUACUGCAGCAGAAGCUACUACCGCCGCCCAACCUACCGACGAUUCUAGUACCGCUGAUAGAUCUACUACCGAUGGAUCUUCUGACGGAGGCUCAACUACAGCUGAGGAUGUUAUCGUUACCAAGACGGUGACGGUCACUGAUGCCGAUGCCAAGACCGUGAGCCGUCAGACUACUGUCAUGAAGACUAUCACAUCCACUGUCGUCGUUACGUCGACUGCGUUCGAUACCACGACUGUUACUAGCAGUGACGCUGCGACCGCAACGACUACGACCUACGUUACCUCCACACAGUGGGCUAACGAGAAGCGUGCCAUCGAUUUGGCCCCUCGAACCAUUGGCGGUGUUGAACUCGUUGCCCCUGCUUUGCCUACCUAUACUACUACCACCAGUGCUCCUCCUCACUUCGAUGUGCAAAUCGAUGGUGAACACUACGGUCUCCGAGCCUUCCGACGAGGUCUUCACAAGCGUGCUACUUCCACUACUACCAUUACCGUGACGGAGGGUGGCGGCGACUCCGAUACCACUGUCUUCAACACUAUUUCUCGAACCGUCAUUUCCACCGUCAGCAGCCAGACUAAGGUUACCAAGACCAUUACCGAGACCGAGCAGGCAGGUGCUAGUACCACUGUCACUGUCACCAGCACCCUUGUUGUCACAUCUACUAGAGUGACCACUGGUGUUGUUCGCACAGCGACUGUUGCUCCUUCUGGAGAGUAUGGUCCUUCUGGUACUGGCGGUUCCAGCUCUGAUAACAACAGCAGCAGCAGCAGCAGCAGCAACGACGGCGGCCUCUCUACAGGUGCCAAGGCUGGAAUUGGUGCUGGUGUUGGUGUUGCUGGCCUUGCCGUCAUUGCUGGUCUCGCCUGGUUCUGUCUUCGCAAGCGCCGCAAUGCUAAGAACAAGGCCGAGUACGACGAUGUCUUUGGCGCCUCCGAGGUUCCUGUUGGUGGCCGUGGUGGCGCUGCUGCUGCCGCCGGUACCAGCCCCCACAUGUCCCAAUCAACCGCCGCCGCCUCUACUCUGGCUCCCAGCCGCAACACCACCAAGUCCGAGGGCUACCGUGGUACUGCUCUUGGCGACGGACGUGCCGGUUUCGCCAAGCCCCAGCAGUUCGGCCGCAGCUACAUGCCCGUUAGCCCCGAAACCAACUACUCCCGUACUGCUGGUAGCGACCAGGCCUAUUCAGCUACCACUCCCGAGAACAACUACGCACACCCCGCGGGCGGCUCUCCCAACCACAACGCUGCUGAGAUGUACAGCCCUGCCAAUACAGCUGAGCUAGCCAGUGACAGUGCUGCCACCAAGUGGCAUCAAAAUGAUGCUGCUGAGAUCGAUGGCAACCAGGUUUCAAGCGCUCGUGGAACAGCACCCCCUGAGAACGUUUACGAGAUGCCCGCGCAACCCUACAGGUAA
Messenger RNA from Fusarium subglutinans, 1581 nucleotides. RefSeq lists its product as uncharacterized. The transcript has a single exon. The coding region runs from base 1 to 1581 and encodes 526 amino acids. Lineage: Eukaryota; Fungi; Ascomycota; Sordariomycetes; Hypocreales; Nectriaceae. The record is from RefSeq and is a predicted model, not a curated record.